AUGGAGGUAAACAAGCAGGCUGGCGGCUUGGACACUGCAGCCGCCAAUGCCCCUACCGCAAUGGACCAGCAGCAACCCACCUCGACAAACACAACAACUUCACCACUCAAGCGCAAAAGUGGAACGACCGCCUCGGCGGAUGCCUCGCCUGUGACCAAGUUUGCAAAGACGGAUCUAGAUCCCGACCUGGAUAUGAACACAGAACAAGCCAUGCCCCCGGUACCUGCACCCACUCCCGUCGCAUCCUCGAAUUCGACUGCAGAAAAGGAGCGUCGCAACCAGCCGCCUCAUCAGCAACAGCUCCCGGCUUCUGCUAGCAUGUCGCACCCUAGCCUUGACGAUAUCAUUGCCGCUGCUACCGCCGGGUCGUUCGAUCCUAUUACUCCAGCAGCUCUUCCUUCUGCUGCUGGUACUGCUACUGCUCCUUCGUCUAACGACAAUGGAGCUCUUCCUGUGUUUGCUACUGCUCCAGCACCAACGCCAGCAGUUGAGGCGUCUUUGGAAGCCAUGAAGGAACCCGAGCCAGAGUCGACCCCUCUACCAGAGAUGUCGACUGUCCUCACAGAGCCACUUACACAGCAGCAACCACCAGCACCUACAGCCCCGGCACUGUCGACUAUUGCCGCGCCAGCACCCGUCUCGGCUUCGACCACAACCGCUACAGAAACUGGUCCUGGUGUCCCUCUUUCCACACCCGUCUUGGCUGCGACUGAGGAUCCUACCGUCCAUGGAGGCGCUCUUCCUCCUUCGACUCAUAACAACAUCAACGGCGGAAGUAACAGCAUUGUGCACCCGGAUGCGUUUGCAAUCAACUCUCACAUUAACGCCGUCGACCCUGCAGAUUUGACACCCAUGCCUUCUGCACCCCCACUCCCUACUUCCGCUGCAUCGGGUACACUUGCAGAUCAGAACAGUAACAAGGCGAAGGGAGAGGCAGUGAUUGCGAGCAACAUUGGUACCAACACUGCUAGUGGUGGAGAAGAUAAGGCGCCUACCGCUCCUGUCGUUGCUCCCUCUGCUAGUGGGGUGGAACACAAAGCAGCAGAUCACCAUCAGCAGUAG
Linnemannia hyalina is the source of this 1062-nucleotide messenger RNA. The record is from the annotation of a GenBank genome assembly. Lineage: Eukaryota; Fungi; Mortierellomycota; Mortierellomycetes; Mortierellales; Mortierellaceae.